AUCAGCCAAGUCACCAUCCGCAUCAGAUUUCUUGCGCCAAGAAGGACGAGGAGCGCACUGCACAACUGCGAGUGAGCGCGACAGCAGAGCAGAGGGCGAAGGAGCUGUACCAAGACGAGAGGGUGCAAAGAAACACAACGACGCGACGCGAAACACAGCCGCCAAGUUGAGACGCAACUAUGGAGAAAGCGAUGUUGGGACGGUUCGGGAUUUGCUGCACUUUGCUUGUUGUAGCGCUGCAAGUAUGUCUGGCUUCAGUCAUGGUCAAGGUGACUCCAGAGGUGGAAGUGAUUAAAGGAGAGACUGCCAAACUGCCUUGCAGCUACACCACCUCUGCACCGGCCUCUGCUGUGGUCCAAUGGUUGAUUGAGGUUGCAGGUGCAAGAAAACAAAUUGCUUUCAAGUCUCCACAAGGUUUUGGUGUUGAUCCAGGCACAACAAUGACAGAUCGUUUAACCAUGGAAGACGACCUGUCCCUCACCAUCUCCAAAGUCAUGGUGGAAGAUGAGAGAAUCUACAUCUGCCAAGUGUCCGCAGGAACUGUAGGGUUCUCUGAAGAUAAGACCCAAGUCAAGGUUUUCUUUGCUCCAGAGAAGCCAACGAUCACAGGAAAUAAUCAGGCUAUUACCGUCAGUUCCGAAACUGACACCUCCUCUGAGGUGGGCAAGUGCAUCAGUAGGAAUGCUUACCCUCAGCCUCGUAUUAUCUGGUUUAAAGAUGCUACCCCUCUACCUGAAGUAAAGGACCAAAAGGAAAAAACAUAUAUGAUACCUAGUGUGGUGAAGGAAGCCUCAGGCCUGUACACCAUGACCAGCACGCUGUUCAUGCAGCCGGUUAAAGCCGAUGCUAAAUCUGUCUUCCACUGCACGGUGGAGUACAGCAUGCCAAACAACCAGAUCAAACAGGAGAGCUCCGAUAAGUUCAACCUCUCGCUGCUCUAUUCAACAGAAACUGUGUUCUUCAAACUGAAGAAUCAGGGGCCAGUCAAAGAGGGGGAUGAUGUGCUGAUGGAGUGUGAGACUGAUGGAAACCCUCAGCCAGAGUUUGAAUUUUAUAAAGAGGACACAAGACUGGAAGGAUUGAAAGGAACACUAAAAGUGAAGCGUGUCACUCGAAAGGAUGCUGGAAUCUAUAAGUGUGAUGCUCUGGAUUUUGAUGCCGAAGAUGGUGUUGAACUUAUGAAAACUCUUAGCUUAAAUGUACACUAUCUUGACCCUGUAUCAGUGACUCCAGAAGGCCCAUUGCUUGCUGCUAAAGGAGAUACUGUGGAGCUUCAGUGUAAGACCAAGUCCUCUGAUGAAUACACCCUGCAGUGGAAAAAGGACUCAAAGGAGCUGUCGCAGACGGGUGUGUUGACUCUCCAGUCAGUGACUCUGGCUGAUGCUGGCGUGUAUUUAUGUGUCGGAGCUGUACCUUCAGUGCCAGGUCUCCGAAAACAAGCCAAUGUCACCCUUACCGUCACAGGUGCACCUGAGAUUGCUGCUCCACUGAAUGGUUUUGUUGAUAAGGAAGGAGGGAUGGUCACUCUCAACUGCUCUGCUCUUGGUCAUCCUGCUCCACAGUUCACCUGGAAACCUUCUGGCAAAGAGUCCGUGACAGUAGUGGGGGAUAAGGUUAUCAGCACAGUCACUCUUGAGGCCUCGGCCGCGGUUCUGAAGGAUGGUGUGAUUUGUGAAGCAUACAACAAGCAUGGAAUAGACAGCAAGAACUUCAAGGUGUCCAUCAAAUCAGAUCCAGACAAAUCAUCAAAUCCCAAUGCUGCUAACCGAGGAAACCCUGUGUUUAAAACAGCGGAGAAACAGCAGGGAGGUUCUAGCGCUGUCGUGAUUGCCGUGGUGGUGUGCGUUCUACUGCUUCUCCUCCUGGUGGCUCUGCUCUUCUUCCUUAGUAAGAAGGGCAAGCUGAGCUGUGGGAAAAAGGACAAGAAGGAUAUGGCAUCUGGGGAGGUGAAAGGUGGUAUUGUGGUGGAAAUGAAAUCCAGUGAGAAAGGCAAUGAAGAGGCUGGUCUGCUAAACAAACCACAUGCAGAACAGUGAUAAAAACGAAGUAAGAACAAGAUCUCCAGAGACGUAAAGGAUGGUAAUGAAUUAAGAGUGCUCUGAUGGAGGAGAAGAGAGGAGAUGGAGGAACGAGAAGACAAAUUCAUUUUAGCUGUACAGUUUUCUUUUUUGAAAGAUUGUGGGAGGGGCUAUGAUGCUGAACUGAGGGUGGGUUUCAGUUUAGAAGUGGGAGGGGCAAUAAAUGUAAAUCUGCCAUUAUUUUGAUAAGGUAACAUACUGUGUCCUGAUUGUGUAAUCAAGCCAAUCUUUGUAGUACAACUCUAUUAAAUAGAGCGCAGCUUAAUGCAGAGUUCUUCUACCUAAAACAAAGCAGAAAAUUCACUGUGGACACUGGAUGUUGCUCUUCAUGCUGUGCUGCACCCUGGUUAUGUCGAUUAGUUCAUGUUGUUGAAAUACUGCAGUACAGCCUCUUUUUGCAUUACAAACUGCACUGUGUACAUUUGUGAUUGUGAACUGCACACGUGCCAUCACCCUGAUUAGUGAACCCUACAGAUAUGCUUUGGCCAUGAUCUGCAUGGAGCAUAUGGAUGUGCCAUUAUACACACUGUCCAGUUGUUCCUUUCAAUGCCUUAGAUAUUUUAGACCAUGCCUGCAUGUCCCACACCUGUAUGUUUUGAGCUAUAACCAAAAGCCAGAGGUGACGGGAAAGAAAUAGCGUGUGUGAGAAUCCCAUUCAAACCAUAUAUCUGAAUGCAUGGACCCAUUCCGCUCAAGUCUGAGAGUUGUGGAGGAGUUACAGAACUAACUCAAUCAUCUCAUUUCCUCUGUACUGCACUGAAUUCCAUUCGACAGCCCAAACAUGUUCAAAGACUUUAACCUAACUCUGUAAUUAUUACACAUGGGUUAGUAAGAGGACAGGUCUACAGGUCUUUUAAAAUGCAUCCUAAUGGGAUUAAUCGUUCACUGUUUUUUAUAUAACUCCACUAUUCUUUUUGGAUUAUUAAAAUGUUGAGCGUGAUUGGAAAUGAUCUACUCACUGAGCAGAAAUCAAAAUGAACAUACUGUCCCAAAAUACUAUUCUGUUUGAAGUUUUUCCAACGCUAUUAAUGUCACUAAGUUUUUCAUUAUUUAUAUUUAGAGAAACAUAUCAAAUUAAACACUUUCAGCCUUUUCUUAAAGAUUAAAAGUUUUUGCGCUCUGUUUAGUUAUGUGAAACCCCAAGGCUUCAUACUUUCAUAAUUCACACAACAAUGAAUUCUGUCAUCAUUUACACAUUCUCAUUAUCGUUCCAAACCUAGAUAACUUUUUUUCUUCUGUGGAACAGCUUUUGUACAUAAUGAAAGUCAAUGGAGUCCCAAACCAAACUGGAUCCCACUGAUUUUUAUUGUAAAAUAAAAACACUGAGAAUGACAUGAGGGUGAGUAAAUUAUGACAUAUCAGUAAAUUUCCUAUUUGGGAGAACAAUCACUUUAAAUUCUGAGAGCAAGGAGAUAAAAAUGAAAACUUGGUAAAAGUUGAAGGGCAGGGCCAGAACUUUUCCACUGCUGUCAGAGUGGAAAUAUUUUUUGUUAUUUAUCAAUAAUGUUGUCCAUUGCCACUUUCACUUUGUUUUAAACCAAAAAAAAUGAGUGAACAUGGGGUGUAAAAAUGAUUUCUUUAAGCUUGUAUAUGACGUUACAGGUUUCUGUGUUUUGCAUAUAUAUGUAUUUUGUAUCUUUCUCAGUAAAAGCACACGGUUGUUCAGGUGGCACAGCUGGAACAUUCUAGAAUCACUAUGUUGUUGGAAAACCCUGUCAUUUUUUCCCCAGGCCCAUAAUGUUAAACAAAGCUGUGAGCCUUGUUAUUUGCUUCAAAUAACAGAUUCACAAUCUGCUGUUCUUUGAGUCGGGUCCUCUGCAUGUCAGAGCAGCACCCAGGGACAGUUUUUCAAACAUUUACACAAUUUCUGAAUAUGGUCACAGACACUUAUACAGUAUACAUACAGUGUUUCCCUGUACCAACAAAACAGUGAUUGUAGAGUCUCUAAGCAGCAGGUUUGGUACAAUUAGCUGAGGGUAAAAAGAAGACUGAGGUGAAGUGAGGUUUGGAUUCCUUGAUUUGGACAAGACAUUAUUAUUUUUUUAUCUACUGAGUCUUUGUGUGUAGUUGAGAGUAUUUUAAUGAAUCAGUAUGUAUUAAUUGUCCAGUAGACACAUGGAACAUGAGCUAAAAUAUCUCUAAAAAUCUCAAACACUGGAAAAUGUAUGAUGGCCCGUUUAUGAAGGCCUCUCUUUUAGACUCCUCAUAGAAUAUUUGUAACUAUUAUCUUGAUGCUCUUUUUUACAUUUACUGAUCUCAUUUUGCAAAAUGUAGUCAUAUGUUCUGUCAAUGUAAUGUGUGAUUUAUAGUUAUGGUCAAUAUUUGCAUACAAGUUAUUUGAACUCCCAUUUUCUAAAAUAAUGUGUAACAAAAAAAAGUUUUCUUAAGAAUACAGGUCUUAACUACUGAAUGAUUUAGCAAUUUCGCUGGUUUUGCAAGAAAUAAGAGUGCUGUUUUGAAUAAGAUGUCAUACUUUAUGGAUGUCUGCAAUUGUUUGUGCUCUCCAGGUAUACUGUAUAUUUGUGGUACGCAUUUGUGAACUUUGUAGCUUGUCUUCUUCUGAUUGGAACUGUGUAGAGUUUAUACUGUCAGACAACAACAACUACAACAAAUCCCAA
Molecule: messenger RNA, 4696 nt
Organism: Cyprinus carpio (common carp)
Lineage: Eukaryota; Metazoa; Chordata; Actinopteri; Cypriniformes; Cyprinidae
Gene: bcam
Product: basal cell adhesion molecule (Lutheran blood group)
Cellular component (GO): plasma membrane
Source: RefSeq, a predicted model, not a curated record